AUGUCAGAUCUCCCCACAAAGGAGGUCGCCAAUAAUGAAGACGUCAGCUCUUCUCAUUAUAACACACCUGCUAAGAUGAGUGAAGAAAAUGUAUCAGAUUUCGGUAACGAGAAGGGUGCAGCUCAAGCUCGUCCAGGUCAUAUCGGCCGAAGGGUCUCAGAGUGGGAGGCUCUCCAAAUCGCUGCUGCAGGUGACAUGGAAACCAUUGAUAACGAAGUACAAGAUUUGGAAGCAGAGGUUACAGCUCGAGGCAAAUCUCGUUCCGACGUAUUCCAGUUGAAGUUCAAGGACCCUAGACAUUACACCUGGUUGUUAGUCGCUUUUGCCUCUAUGGGAGGUCUUCUUUCCGGUAUCGAUCAAUCUUUAAUCUCGGGAGCAAAUCUAUACAUGCCAGCUUCGCUUGGCCUCAACACAAGACAAGUUAGUUUGGUCAGUUCUGGCGUACCAUUAGGUGCCGUCGGUGGUGCAUUGAUGCUUGGACCAUUGAACGAAGCCGUCGGACGAAAACAAGCUAUCGUAUGGUCUCUAUUCCUCUACACAAUCGGAGCAGCACUCGAAGCCGGUGCCGUCAACUUUGGCAUGAUGAUGGCUGGACGUGUUAUUCUUGGUCUUGGUGUUGGUCUCGAAGGUGGAACUGUCCCCGUCUACGUCGCAGAAUCCGUCGCACCCAAAUAUCGUGGAAACUUGGUCUCGCUGUACCAAUUCAUGAUUGCGCUAGGAGAAGUUCUCGGUUACGUCGUCGCUGCUAUUUUCGUCGGGGUUAAAUCUGGUGGUUGGAGAUACAUGUUGGGAUCUUCCCUCGUUUUCUCCACAAUCAUGCUUGUUGGUAUUCUCUUCAUGCCCGAAUCACCCCGUUUCCUUAUGCACAAGGGACGUACUGCGGAUGCUUGGGGCGUCUGGAGUCGUAUUCGUGGUACAGAUGAAGCUGCUCGUAAGGAAUUUUUCGUCAUGAAACAUUCUGUCGAUUCUGAGCGUGAGAUGGAAGGUGCUCGUAAGAGAUUCGCAUGGCUCGACUUCAUCACUGUUCCUCGUGCUCGUCGUGCGAUUAUUUACGCAAACGUCAUGAUUUUCCUGGGACAAUUCACUGGUAUCAACGCUAUUCAAUACUACAUGGCCACACUUAUGCAACAAGUUGGAUUCAACGAUAAGGAAGCUGUUUUCAUGUCGCUUGUUGGAGGUGGAGCCCUUCUCAUCGGUACCAUCCCCGCCAUUCUCUACAUGGAGAAAUUUGGUCGUCGUUUCUGGGCUAUUGCUAUGCUUCCCGGUUUCUUCAUCGGUCUUGUCAUUAUCGGUUGCUCAUACCUCAUUCCUUUGACCAACAAAGCGGGUUCCCAAGGUACAUAUAUCACCGGUCUUAUUCUCUACGAAGGUUUCUUCGGUUCCUACGCCUGUCUCACUUGGGUCAUUCCUUCCGAAGUCUACCCUACUUACCUCCGUUCUUACGGAAUGGAAACUUCGGAUACCAUGCUCUUCCUCUGUUCUUUCCUCGUUACAUACUUCUUUGCUGAAAUGCAAAAGGCCAUGUCGAAUAUUGGUUUGACAUUGGGUUUCUAUGGUGGUAUUGCAGUAGUGGGUUGGUUUUACCAGGUGCUUUUCAUGCCUGAGACUAAGAACAAGACGCUUGAGGAGAUUGAUGUUAUUUUCAGUCAACCUACUAGUCAGUUGGUCAAGGAGAACUUGAGAAGUUCGAUGGUCACUGCUAAUGACUUUAUUCAUGGACGAUGGGGUAAAGUCUUCUCUCCUGUUUCUGAGAGUGAUGUCUUCAGAAAGGAGAAUGGGCAUAAGUCUGAUGAGGGCGGAAUGGGAAAUGUUAAGCAUGAGGAGUUGAUGCAACCUGAGUCUUUGUAG
Molecule: messenger RNA, 1848 nt
Organism: Botrytis deweyae
Lineage: Eukaryota; Fungi; Ascomycota; Leotiomycetes; Helotiales; Sclerotiniaceae
Exons: 2
Coding region: 1-1848 (615 amino acids)
Biological process (GO): transmembrane transport
Cellular component (GO): membrane
Molecular function (GO): myo-inositol:proton symporter activity
Source: RefSeq, a predicted model, not a curated record